AAAAAAGGUCAUAAAUGCCAAAAAACGAAACCCCUCCUUCGAUAACACCAAUACUUUAUCUCGUUUAGCCCCUGUACAUAGGCGUGGAAGUAUAUAAGACAAAAUUAGUCGAUAAUCAGCAGUGAUCAGUGUGUGUUAAAUAAAAGAAGUUGAAUGACAGGUUCUUGUGGCUUUUAGCGAUAUUAAAGAUACAUUCGAAUAUUGAACAAUAAGGAAGUACAGGAGUAUGGUAAAGACUGUUGAACGUAGAUAGGUCGUAGGCGUAUAUAUAGGAGAUGGGCUCCAGAGUAAAUUGUAUAGAUGGGAUUUAGAGGGUGGGAAAGAGGAAGAUAGUAUAUGAUAUAUCGUUGAUCCUCUGUGGAAACAUAACAAGUGGCUGACGAUCAGUGCGCAUGCUCGGCCUUUACCUACCGCCUCCGCAUUCACCCUACGCCUCCGCGUUCAUUCAAACGCCCCCGCUAAGGUACUGGUAGAGCGAUGACGUCAUAGAAAGUGCUGGAGCGUUCGAGCACAUGCACGACUGCACGAUGGAUACCUAUAUAUCUUGGAUGGUUGGAGAUCGGUGCCUUUGUGUGCGCCUUCCGUCGAGUGUGGUGGCGCAGCUGUUGGCCUAGGCGCCUUUCACUCAUCGAGCUCAGUUCACCGUUGCCUCGCGUCCACGACACGUCGCAACGCGUCGCAGCUACGGGAGUGAAAUACGAAAGGAAUAUAUUCCGAGAUACAUAGCUGAGAGAAACUUUGUGGUUGGGUGUUCGAUUGUUUGGUCGUGACGACGUGUAUAACGGUAUUUCAGUGUGCUCUUCGUACUGCCAGUGUGGCUCCCUGGAGAUUGGCGAGGAACGCCAACGUCGGGUCACUAUGAUGGAGUCCCUCUGUCAGCUGAAUAACAACAACAACAGUGCUAACAACAAUAACACAAGCGGGAGUAAUAAAAGCAGUAGCAACAACAACAACAACAACAGCAGCAGCAGCAGCAGUAAUGGGAUCAAUGGAGGUAUCGGAAGCGUGGGCGGCGGUGGGGAUGGCGACGGCGGCGGCGGCGGCGGCGGCGGCGGCGUCGUUGUAGGAAGCGGUAACAACAACCCCGAGUGCCAGGAUCCGCAGCAGCGUCUCGCGGUGCUGAGCUUCGAGCAAGUUCGUCGUCUGAACGAUGUGAUGAACGAGGUAGUGAGCAUCCACGGAAGAGGGAAUUUUCCCACUCUGGAGGUUCGGCUGCGUGAUCUCGUGACCGUAGUGCGCAGCAAACUGGAGGCCGAGCCGAGCAGCGGGGGAGCGGGGAUGAAGGUGCGCGACAUUCGCCUUAACGGGGGCGCCGCGUCUCACGUACUCGCGACCGAGUCCCAGCCGUACAACGACCUGGACCUGAUCUUCGCGGUGGAGCUGUCGAGUGGCCGAAACUACGACAAAGUGAAGGCCGCAGUGCUUGGGUCGCUCUUCGACCUGUUGCCAGAGGGCGUGAGUCGCAAGCGCAUCACCACCUGCAGCCUCAAGGAGGCCUACGUGAGCAAGAUGGUGAAAGUGAACAACGACGGAGAUCGCUGGUCCCUCAUCUCCUUGGGUAACUCCCGGGGUCAUCGGAACGUCGAGCUCAAGUUCGUCGACACGAUGAGAAGACAAUUCGAGUUCUCCGUCGACUCCUUCCAGAUCGUCCUUGACUCUCUCUUGCUCUUCUACGAGUGCAGCAAACUGCCCAUCGGCGAGAACUUUUAUCCGACCGUCGUCGGCGAGUCGGUGUACGGUGACUUUCAGGAGGCUCUCUAUCAUCUCCACAAGAAGCUCAUCAGCACGAGGCAUCCCGAGGAGAUUCGGGGCGGCGGACUCCUGAAGUACUGCAAUCUCCUGGUAAAGAUGUAUAAACCGUCCCAGCCGGACUACAUAAAAACCCUGGAGCGAUACAUGUGCUCGAGAUUCUUCAUAGACUUUCCGGACAUAGGGCAGCAGCGCGCAAAGCUCGAGAACUACCUGUGGAAUCAUUUUGUCGGUCCCGAGGAGGAGGCGCUAAAGUAUCAGUACCUGAUGCUCCUGCACAGCGUCGUCGAGGAGUCGACGGUCUGCCUGAUGGGCCACGAGCGACGACAGACCUUGGCCCUCAUCGAGAACCUCGCCUAUCAAGUCCUCUGUCAGGAGCAGCAGCAACGGCUGACGAAUCAUCAGGCUCCAUCAGGCCCACCUCCAACCACCUACGUAUACGCCAACGGCUACUACUACACACCCGUGAUACCUACCGCGUGCUACACGUGCACUUGCAACUCAUCCUGGAUGGCGUGCUCGUCGUGAUGCGACACCUAUCGUGGCCACCACCACGAUGGCUCUACCUUGUUUCAUUGCGCGACCUCAUCGUCGUCAUCGGCCCUGUACUCUAAUAAUCGCAACUGCGACGAUCAACUCUCUGAGGAAUUAUAGUUGACACCUUAAAGGACACCUUCUCGUCCUCUAUCGAUCAUGGUUCAUCCUACGACCCCUAGUACCUAAUCUACGACCCUCGACCACUACCCCAUCUAUACUUGGCAAUCGACAUCGACACUUCAUUAUCCAGCAUCACUAAGUUUUAUCCCACUCCUUCAUUCUUCGUAUUACUCAACGUAUACACAGAAAAGUAAUCGAGCGGUGAAGUAAGCCAACUGAACGUCAAAUGUUAAAGAAUAAUGUAUUAGAUGCUCUUGCGUGCGUGAUAUAACGUGAGUAGUGUGUAUGUGCGCGCGCGCGCGCGCGCGUGUGUGUGUGUGUGUGUGAGAGAGAGAGAGAGAGAGAGAGAG
Molecule: messenger RNA, 2756 nt
Organism: Cephus cinctus (wheat stem sawfly)
Lineage: Eukaryota; Metazoa; Arthropoda; Insecta; Hymenoptera; Cephidae
Product: putative nucleotidyltransferase FAM46C
Exons: 2
Coding region: 859-2277 (472 amino acids)
Biological process (GO): mRNA stabilization
Molecular function (GO): RNA binding; poly(A) RNA polymerase activity
Source: RefSeq, a predicted model, not a curated record